UCAGAAUUUGCUAUGAGUGAGUCUGUGAUCGAUUUUAAGGCUCUAUAUUCCAAAAAGAAGUUGUAUGACAGUGCUUUCCUCCUCCCAGCGAAGUGUGAUAUAAACAAGGUCAUUUCCGCAGAGGAAACAGAUAACAGGGAUAUGUUAGAAUCAGUAUCAUCCGACCCUAGUUCUCUAAUUCCAUCUACCGCUGCUGAUUCUAUUCAACCACAGCCAUCCGCUUCUAGCCGUCGACCGUCUAUCAGAGUCACCACCGAGUUCGAUAGCGACACAUCUCUUUUCUUCCACAAGGUAUCCUGCAAGUUGUUCCACAAUCUUGCCAAGCUCAAGCUCUGCUUUCAGAACAACAACGAGGGACAUGUCUCUCAUCCUCAAUUAACCUUUACCUCUAAACACCUCUCCUGCCGCUACGAUCUCCAUGAAUAUAAUGCUCUCCUCAAUGGCUCUUUCGAGAUUGCACCUGGUUUGCAGCUCACUGCCGCUCACGAUGUCAAGGCGCAGCUAGGAGAAGUGACUAUGGCUGCUGAUCUUGCUCCUGCUUGCAAACUCGAGUUGACUUCUCCCUUUCCAUCUGUUGGCUUGCCAAAAACAACCUUAAGAUUUCCCUUUGGUGAAGUGUCAUUAGAAGAGAAUGAGGAUCUGGAAGAGGAGGAUGCAUCUCCAAAGUUGUCAGUUAGUGGAAUUUUCAAAGGUCAAGUUCUUAAUGGAAUUUGCAAUGCUCAGUACCGGGAUGAUAAUUUGAAUUUAAGAUACUCCUACAAGGAUGAACUGACUACCUUCAUCCCAAGCAUUUCUCUGCCUUCAAAUGCAUUAUCCUUCUCAUUCAAGCGUCGCUUUGGUCCUUCUGACAAGUUGAGCUACUCCUACUACUUUGAUACAAAUUGCUGGAGUGCUGUUUACAAACACACAAUAGGCAAGGAGUACAAAGUCAAAGCUGGUUAUGACUCAGAAGUGCAAUUAGGUUGGGCAUCUAUGUGGGUUGGUGAAGAAGAUGGGAAAGCAAAAACAGCACCAAUGAAGAUGAAGGUGCAGUUGAUGCUUCAAGUGCCACAAGAUGAUGUAAGAUCGUCAGCCCUGAUGUUCCGUGUCAAAAAGAGAUGGGAUAUUUGAAUCAUGCAGCAAAUCAAAUAGAUCAGGCUGAUAUUUCUGGUUUAAGGUUCUUACAGACGGUUUCUUUCCGUUGUGAUGGAAAUUUCAGAAUCUACUCUGGCUGUUUAUCCAGCAAUGAGCUUCAGCGUGUUUUAAUUUUAUUAUCUUUUUUUAAAGAGCUCGCUCUUGAUGUUGCAUCUCAAGUAUAUUAAUGUGUUCUUGUCUUACUUUAACGAGGUUGAUGCCUCAAAUCCAAUCAAACUUAUUUUUUAUG
This is a messenger RNA of Cynara cardunculus var. scolymus (artichoke), 1363 nucleotides long. RefSeq names its product outer envelope pore protein 37, chloroplastic. Gene Ontology annotation, cellular component: chloroplast outer membrane. The record is from RefSeq and is a predicted model, not a curated record. Gene Ontology annotation, biological process: monoatomic cation transport. NCBI's taxonomy places the organism in Eukaryota, Viridiplantae, Streptophyta, Magnoliopsida, Asterales, Asteraceae. The transcript has 6 exons. Gene Ontology annotation, molecular function: monoatomic ion channel activity. The coding region runs from base 13 to 1110 and encodes 365 amino acids.